UGUUGAGGAAAGUAUGCAAAUUUUCCUUGUUCCCAGUUCCUUUCAACUUUGUUGAACAAAGCGAAAUGAGUUGUUCCUUUGGCGUCCGAUGUUAAUAUGGUUGUGUUUGCGGAGUAAAUUGUGUCUGAAAUUCAAAUAUGGCUACCAAGGAAAUGGACUCAACAGUCCAAAUGCGGCUCUACACUCUUACUAAGCGGCAGUUUGUUUUGGUCUUCGUCUCGUUUUUCGUGGCUUUUUUCCUCACAGUUAUCAUUGGAAUUGCAGGACCUCGCAUUAUUGUUGAACAUACCCAAAGUGCAUCAAACCUUCACGUACCAAGCGGAAAGUUGUCGACUGGGCCAUUUCAGAUAGACACAGGUAUCCUAUCAACUUUCAAUCAACAACUUUGGUUACUUUGCCAGAUCAAACUGAAUGGAACAAAAGCAGGGGCAUCAUUCUCAGACAGUUUUCACCUGAGUGUUAAGAUUUAUGGAAGAGCCAAGGACAGUAGUUAUCAUUUAAUAGCUGAAACUCCUUUCAACAGGACUCGCCAGUUGCAAUGUCAAAAGGAAUGUAAUCCUUUGGUUAUUUUACAUCUUGGAUAUCUUGAUUAUCCAUCAUAUGUGGCAACUGUCAACUUUCAUGGCCUCCAAUUUCCUAAAGGAAUAGAUAUUAGAGACAUUGAUUUUGUGUUGAAACAUUACAGUGCUGAUUUCAGUCAAGUUGAAAUCUGGUUCAGAUUUGUAUUCCUUGUCCUUACAUUCAUGGUUACAUGUAUGUUUGCUCACUCAUUGAGAAGAUUUCCAUUACGAGAGUGGUCUAUAGAACAAAAAUGGAUGUCACUUCUUCUUCCACUACUGCUGUUGUACAAUGACCCAUUAUUUCCUCUCAACUUCCUGGUGAACAGUUGGGUUCCUGGAAUGUUUGAUUCAGUGUUCCAGGCAUCAUUUCUCUGUGGCCUGUUGCUCUUCUGGCUUUGUGCCUUCCAUGGCAUCAGACAGAGUGAAAGAAAAUUAAGUUUCUAUCUCCCAAAAGUUCUCAUAGUUGGCCUUCUAUGGAUUGCAUCAUUCACCCUGUCAUCUUGGCAACAGUAUAAUGAGUUACAAGAUCCCACGUACCAAUACAAGAUAGAUAUUGGCCAUUUUAUGGGUCUGAAGGUGAUGUUCUUCACUAUUGGUGCCAUUUACCUGGUGUAUUUGAUCUACCUGUUAUUCAGGGCAUACAGUGAGCUCAGAGCCAUGCCUUACUUUGAUGUUCGCCUUAAGUUCCUCACAGGUCUUAUGCUGAUUGUCUUGACAAUAAGUCUGGUAAUCACAGGCCUUCGGUUUGGGACUGGAGUGUUGCAGGACAACUUUGUUGCAGAACUGGAAACACACUAUGAUAAUUCUGCUGAAUUCCUGACGUUUUUUGGAUUGCUCAACUUCUACUUGUACACCAUGGCAUUCGUGUAUUCACCAUCCAAGAAUGCUCUUUAUGAGUCCUAUUUUCGUGAUCAGUCCACAUUUUCGAUGUUGAACGAGUCUGAAGAUGAGGACGCCUUGAUAUACAACUCUCAGCGGGAAAAAGCUACCUUCAGCAGCAGCGAAGAAGAAACUUAGAGCAUUACACUUCCCUUCUUGCAAAGUGGACGUAAAAACAACGCUCUUCUCAGAAGUUUUUUAUUCAGAAAGUGCUAAUUUUAGAAAAAGAAAGUUACUAUCCAGAAAUAACUGGGGUUUUCCCCUCUGGAUCAGAUCUUUAAACAGUUCCUUAAAUUAGAUACCAGAUGUGCUCAUUUCCAUUUAACACGUUUUUUUUCCGUUCUGUAUUGUUUUGUUUUUGUUUGUUUGUUUGUUUGUUUCUCAUUUCUAGAACAGUUUUUUUUACUUCUAAUUACGCUAGAGUAGAAAAUUAUAAUGUUUAUUUAUAAAAUCUUACAUAACCUCCGUCUUUGAUCAGAGGAAAAAAUCAGUGAGAGUGAUGAAUUUGAUAACGUUACGUUACAUGAUAUUAAUUUCCCUUUCAAGCCCAUCACAGCCACGCCCCCUUCCCUCCCCCAACCUACCUCCAUUUCUCUCCAACCCACCCCUCCCUCAACUUGAUCCUGUUGGGAGAAAGGUGGGUAAUCUUUAACGUAGUUUUCAAAUCAGAAUAUAAAAAUAUUUACGAUAAUAUAGAGUAACAAAUAGGUUCUAACUCUGAGAUUCAACAGACUGAAGUAUAUUUUAACAGCAUCAGUUUCGUGCUUCUCCUCACGACGAGUCACACAGCCGUAGAACUUUUUCAAUGUAUUUAUGUAGAAUCUUCAACCCCUUGUUGAAUAUGGAGUAACAGUUGAAUCGACAUAAUCUACUGUUAUUGUCAUAUUUAUUCACUCUUUAUACGAAAUGUUUUUAGUUACAUAUUAAUGUGAUAACUGUCACGUCACCUGUGUUAAUGAGGACUGAAACGCAGCUUGUGUGAAGCAUAUAACUUUUAAGUGGGCUAAUAAAAUGUCCAAAAUUAUCGUAAAUAAAUAGAUAUCAAAAUUUA
Pocillopora verrucosa is the source of this 2490-nucleotide messenger RNA. Its product is annotated as transmembrane protein 181. Gene Ontology annotation, molecular function: toxic substance binding. The record is from RefSeq and is a predicted model, not a curated record. Lineage: Eukaryota; Metazoa; Cnidaria; Anthozoa; Scleractinia; Pocilloporidae.